CGAUGGGCAGUGACAGCUGGGCAAGGGGCGGCCCUGGCCUUGGCUCCGCCUGUGCAAAAGGGUCUCCCAAUAAGCCAUCAGGUUUCUCUCCCCUCCUUCCUAAAAGGGAGCCGAAGAGGGUUUGGACUGGAUUUCCCCUGCUGCAGCAGCCAUGGCUAGGCAGGCAGCCAAAACGUUGUGGUAUGACCGUCCACGUUAUGUAUUCGUGGAGUUCUGUGUGGAGGACAGUGAGAAUGUGAAAGUGGACCUUGAUGAUUACAAAGUGGUGUUCAGCUGUAAGAAUGCUGAUGGCGUGGAGCUGUACAACGAGAUUCACUUUUAUGCCCGGGUAAAUUCUAAGGAUUCUCAGAACAAGCGCUCAGGAAGAUCAAUCACUCUCUUUGUGCGUAAGUGGAAGGACAAAGUGGGCUGGCCACGUCUGACUAAGGAGGAUAUCAAGCCAGCGUGGCUUUCUGUAGAUUUUGAUAACUGGCGGGACUGGGAAGGAGACGAGGAGGUAGAAGCAGCCAUGGCGGAGCAAUAUGCAGAGCUCAUGGAGAAAGUCACCCCAAAGAGGGAGCCUCCUGCAAUGGAUGACCUUGAUAUGAAACAACAGCACGAGAUGAAGAGGAAGAAUGCAAUGGAGAAAGUGCCGAGUGAAUGCAACCUAAGGAUAUUUAGACGUCACUGCUUUCUUCCAUGAUACAAUGGAAGGACUGCUAGUGCUAAGUUUACAUGGCAACUCUCUUCACUGAUAUUCUCAUACUGGAUGGCAAUGUAGUGGGCACACUCUUGACUCCGACUUAUAGUAGGGGUUAAUCAGGGCCUUUCCACACAGCCAUAUAACCCAAAAUAUCAAGGCAGAUAAUCCACAAUAUCUACUUUGAACUGGAUUAUCUGAGUCCACACUGCCAUAUAAUCCAGUUCAAUGUGGAUUUUAUACAGCUGUGUGGAAGGUACAACCCUCCACAUGUUACCCAACUGCUAUUCUCAAUAUUUUUAAUUGCUGGCUAUGAUGCCCAUGCCUGCUGCGAACUACAUUUCAGCAACAUCUGAUAAGAUGUCUUUUAUCCACUCCAGCCUACAACACGACACUGCCUCUUUCUUUUUUUUCGUAUUUUGCUUUCUUCCUAAACUAAUCUAUCUCCUUCUCCCUUCCUUUUCCAUUCCCCUGUUCCAUUCUGUAGGGCUUCCUGUGUCCCAGGAAUGAUGUAUGUAAUAGAGUUUCAACUUCUGCCAAUAAAUAAUGAUAAUACCUCUGAAAA
Messenger RNA from Anolis carolinensis (green anole), 1244 nucleotides. RefSeq names its product prostaglandin E synthase 3 like (gene ptges3l). Gene Ontology annotation, cellular component: nucleus; cytosol. Gene Ontology annotation, molecular function: protein-folding chaperone binding; Hsp90 protein binding. Gene Ontology annotation, biological process: protein folding; chaperone-mediated protein complex assembly. The coding region runs from base 152 to 682 and encodes 176 amino acids. Lineage: Eukaryota; Metazoa; Chordata; Lepidosauria; Squamata; Anolidae. The transcript has 7 exons. The record is from RefSeq and is a predicted model, not a curated record.